AUGUCUUCCACCCCCGGGUUCAGUCUGCAGGUGACCGUCUACCUGAACCCCGACGAUGUCCCCAAGUUCCUCGAGCACAUCAAACCAGCCUACGACGCUGUGGUAGCCGAGCCCGAGUGCCAGUUCUUCGAGGUGUACCAGUUACAAGAGGAGCCAGGGACCUUGCACUGGGUGGAAGACUGGAACGCAACCACCGACUGGUUCAUGAAGGAACAAAUUACCAAGCCUUACUACAAGGACUAUCUCGCCGCCACGGAGUCGAUGUUUGUCAAGCCUCGCGAAUUCAAGAUCUAUAACAGGCUGGGAUCCUCCUUCUAUACUGCCAAGCAGUGA
Messenger RNA from Penicillium alfredii, 333 nucleotides. Its product is annotated as putative quinol monooxygenase. Lineage: Eukaryota; Fungi; Ascomycota; Eurotiomycetes; Eurotiales; Aspergillaceae. The record is from RefSeq and is a predicted model, not a curated record. The transcript has 3 exons. The coding region runs from base 1 to 333 and encodes 110 amino acids.